Messenger RNA from Thamnophis sirtalis, 1941 nucleotides. The record is from RefSeq and is a predicted model, not a curated record. Lineage: Eukaryota; Metazoa; Chordata; Lepidosauria; Squamata; Natricidae.
AUUUCCAUUACAAGGUGGCUUGGGAUAUCACCAAAAAUUUAAUGUUGACAGUCUAUAUGCCGAGCUAACAGCUAAUCUUAUUAAACUGGAAAAGAUACAAAGCAAUUUACAGAAGCUACUUGAAGACAAUAAGUGAACUGCCGAUUGCCUUUUGAUUACUUCAUUCGCACAUUUUUUCUCCAGAUAAGCAACUCUGAAGAUAAUAUCAGGCUUAGCCAAUCAAGUUAUGUGUACUUGAGCUCAGUUCAAAUUCACAACUCUUGGGCAACUUAUUUUCUCAGAGGACAAUCCAUUUCUUUGUCUACACUGUAUAAGAUGAAUAACUGAGAGGAUCCAUCUCAGGCCUUAUUAUUAUUAUCCUGACUGGCUCAAGUUUGACUCAGCCUCCUUCUGAGCCUAGUAAAAUGCAGACCCAGAUUGUUGGGGCCAAUAUGCUGACUGUGUAAAGCGCUUAGAGAGAACAGUAAAGCACUGUGAAGAGGUAUAUAUGUCUAAGUGCUAUUGCUGUUAUAUUACUUAAGCUUACCAUAAAUCCAUUCUGUUGUACUGUAUUUUAAGCAACCAAUAUGAGCAUAUACAAUUUGCUGUGCAACUAAGUCUGGAAAAGUUUAUAGCUUGUAUAUGCUUAUAUCUUGAACAUUCUAGUUUCCUUCUUUUUUCCCCUACCUAAGAAGGAAAGUCUGAACAUAUCCAGAAUGGCAUUAGCUGGACUCUAUAAAUUUAAUUUUGUGAAUACGUUAGCCUUCUGAUUUGAUCAAGUUCUUUCUGGCACCUUCCUACAGAGUUGCCAAAUAGAAUCUGUGCUGUUUGCUCAGCUGCAAUUAAAUAUAUGUUCCUGUUUUACACAGGAUCAUGAAUGCACACAUGCAUGUAUACCUAUAUCCACCAAAGCCUUCAUUGGUAAAGUUUUCUAUCAUGCCCAGGUACAAGUAAAGCACAUCAGAGGACUUUUACAAUCAAAGUUUAACAAUCCUAAUUCCAUAGAGUUGGCUCAGACCAAGUUAGUAACACGUUGAGUCAGUUGAAAUUUGUUUCUAUAUGUGUGUGUGUGUUUCAGUGAUUGUUGACUCCUGUCAAUAGCCUGGUAUGUCCCUGCAGUUUUGUUGGCAAAGAUUCUGAAGUGGUUUGGUUUACCGCCUUCCUAGGAGAGAUUGUUUCAUGGUCUUCCAUCUUCCAGCUGGCUUUGUGCCUAAGGUGGGACUAGAACUCAUGCUCUCAUGGCUUCUAGCCCAGUGCCUUAACAACUAUACCGAGCUGCCUAUCUUUAGACCUUAAUUUGACAUUAUUUUAGAAUUACAUUGGUCUUAGUGAGUCACUAAUACAGUCAUUUGUAUAAGUGAUAGCCCUAAUUUCUACUUGAGUUUAAAUAUGUCAGCAAUAUUAAGCCUGAAUUUAGGUGGCCUGAAAUCUGUGCAUUCGUAUCCAAUUACGCAAUUGAUAUAAGUCCAAUAAGUCCAAUAAACCUAAACCUUUUAGAUAAAACAGCAUAAUCAUCUAUAAAACUAAAGUGAAGUUCAGAUACUAAUAUAGACAUCAUUAUAGGAGUCUAUAUUAUUCCAACCAAACCAAUUGAUAAACUUGUACAUUUGACAUACUUUAAAUUAGUUAUAAGCCAAGGUUUUGUGGCUUUUUACUUUAUUUUUCCUUUUAUUUUUUAUAUACUGUAUAUCUUACUGUAUUGGGGUAUUGCAAUCGAUCUUAUUUGUAUUGGAACUUUCAUUUCAUUCAUUCUUAUGGAAAGAUGGCUAAUCCAUGAGUUCAGCAUCUCAAAACAAGUGAUGAAAUAAUGUGCAAUAUUAGUCCGUAGCAUUUUAAUUUAAAGCCAUAAUUUUUCCAUUAGAAAAUCCUUAACUUCUGCUAUAUACAUAGUCCUCGAUUUAUGACCACAAUUGAGCCCAAGAUUUAUGUUGCUAAGCAAGACAUUUGUUAAGUGUGUUUGGC